UUUCUUUAUCCUCUUUGCUCUGUCUUCCUUGACAUUUCCCCUUCUUCAUGUUCUUCAUGAGUUCAUUAACUAUAGUUUUAAAAAAUAAAAUUUGUAACUUCCCCCUUGUUACGUUUUUCGUUGCAUUUCGUACCAAGAAAGAGUAAAAGCCCCAAUUUUUUUUGUCUGAUUCCUCCAAUUUUUAAACUUUCGAAAUUAGGGUUCAUAAGUUUUUUUUUGCUCAAUCAAAUUACCUGUAAGUUAGAAAUUUUGGAGUCACUAGACUGCAACAAUUAACUUACUUUCAAUCAACUAAUUAUGUAAAUUUCAAUCACAUCAAUCAACUAAUUUUCAACUCCCACCGAUUAACUAAACUUAAAUCACAUCAUAAACUUAUUUUCAAUUUCACAUUCAUUUUCACAUAUUGUAAAUUCAAAUAAUAAUAAUAAAAAAAAACUAACCCAGUAAAAUUACACUGCAAGAAAGCAAGAGUUGCAGCAACAACAAUUGGAACAACUAGAAAAAAUUUGAAAUAAGCAUGGCCUUCAGCAUAAUCAUCCAAUAAAGAGGGUUUAACAACUUUCUCCAACUCGGCGAACUGACUCGGGUCGAGUGACUCGAACGAGUCGGCAAAUUGAAAUACGGUUCGCACUCCGGCGGAGGAGAGAGAAUCCACAUAGCGUCCAGAUUCAAUAAGGGAGACGAUAUUGUCAAUAAGGAGGUGAAAGGCCAUAAAAGACGGUGUAUCGUGCAGGUGAAGGAAACUGGCGGGUAUGAGACAUUAGUCGUAGAAGGGUGCAAUGCAAGAGACGAAGCUCAUAGACAAGGAGGUGAUGCACUCCAAUUUUCUCCAUUGAAGAGAGAGAAAAUUUGUUGCCAAAACAGCCAGAGGGAAAUAUUUUAAAAAAAAAGUUGUUUUUAUGGGUCACGUGGAUUUUACGUGAUGGUCAACGCCGGAGAUAUGAGUUUGAGUGUCGGAAAAUGGUUCUUGGUCCCUAUUUACAACAAAAAAUCUGAUUUGGAUUCUAUCUCACAACUUUAUUUUUAAAAAGUCCUUUAUCACAAUUUUCUGAUUAUAAAAGGUCAUUUAUGACAAAAUUUCCCUAUUAUCUAUUACUAUGUACAACAUUUUAAUUGAUACGGAGUACCAAAUAAUUUUAAAGUUGAAAAAAUAAUUCAAAAUAACAAUGACGGUGAGCUGGUGGAAUGUUUGGAACUGAAUGGGCACGUGUAGCUUUUUGGUCCACGUCAAUAGUUUAUUACGCAAGACUAAAAUUGUAGUUCAUAAAUUGUUUUUCUCCAUCUAAAACUAAAACCCCAAAAAGGGCGCCACUUUCCACCGUCUUUUCGGGUAUUCUACUACAAAAUUGAACUCCAACGUAACUCUAAGAGAGAUGUUUUCUAGAGGUUGUUCCCGGAUUUCGAGGAUUGGGUUGAAUCGAUUUCGAUGGCGUUAUCCUUGUUUACCAGCUUCAAAUUCAGCUGUUGCCGCAUAUCAUCAAUUGUUAUGCAACUCUAAUCCCACAAUCACUCCUUCGUUGUCCAAGUAUGCCUGGGGAUCUAUAGGAAAUACAUCUUGCAGUUUCAGUCAUGAUGCAAGACAUCAUAUUCAUUGUAAUGCAACGCCCACAGUUGAGAUUCAUAUCAGAGUAGUUGGUGACCAGUUGACCUGGAUUACCUCCAACUCAUUUCUGAUGAGAUCAAUUCUCUCAUCAAGUUUAGAAUUACUUUUGCAGGACCAAUCUGAUCCAUUUUCCCUCGUUGCCGACGAGUUAUCACUCUUAGCCGAUAGAUUGCGGUCAAUGGUAGUCGCAGAGGUCCCUAAGUUGGCAUCCGCUGCUGAAUAUUUCUUCAAAAUGGGAGUUGAAGGAAAGCGCUUUCGCCCUACGGUUUUAUUAUUGAUGGCAACAGCUUUAAACAUGCCUGUAUCUAUGUCUUCUGCUGAUAGACUAUCACCUGCUAGAGUAGUUGAUAAUUUGGAAACACAACUUCGUAGAAGACAACAGUGCAUUGCAGAGAUCACAGAGAUGAUCCAUGUGGCAAGUCUUCUUCAUGAUGAUGUGUUGGAUGAUGCUGAUACAAGGCGUGGUGUUAGUUCAUUGAAUUCAUUGAUGGGGAAUAAGUUGGCUGUUCUAGCGGGUGAUUUCUUGCUCUCUAGGGCUUGUGUAGCUCUAGCCUCCUUACAAAAUACUGAGGUCGUGUCGUUACUUGCCAAGGUUGUAGAGCAUCUUGUCACUGGUGAGACAAUGCAAAUGACAACAACAUCUGAGCAGCGUUUAAACAUGCAGUAUUACAUGGAGAAGACCUACUACAAGACAGCAUCAUUGAUCUCAAAUAGCUGCAAGGCAAUUGCUCUUCUUGCGGGACAUACUGCAGAAGCUGCAACGUUAGCUUACGAGUAUGGGAAAAAUCUGGGAUUGGCGUAUCAACUGAUAGAUGAUGUUCUUGAUUUCACGGGGACAUCUGCAUCACUUGGAAAGGGUUCACUUUCUGAUAUUCGUCAUGGGAUCAUCACAGCCCCUUUGUUGUUUGCCAUAGAAGAGUUCCCUCAGUUGGGUGAAGUUGUGCAGCAAGGCUUGGAAAACCCUGCAGAUAUAGAUCUUGCUCUGGAUUACCUAGGGAAAAGUCAAGGAAUACAGAAAGCGAAGGAAUUAGCAAUAAAGCAUGCAAACCUAGCGGCUGAAGCUAUUGAUUCUCUACCGGAGAGUGAUGACGAGGAUGUUAGAAGGUCAAGACGUGCACUUAUAGAUCUUACACACAGAGUCAUUAACAGAACAAAGUGAAAAAAACAUAACUUAAAGCCUCUGAAGCCCACAAUUUGUUCAAUCUAUUUAUAUGUUCAUGUAUAAUGGGGUGGUAUCAAGGAUACCCUUUUGCCUCAAUAUUCUUUCACAGGUUCAAACAUGUUCUUUUGCUGAAAUUCAAAGCAAAGGCUUAUGCAUAAGAAUUUUAGUUAGA
Molecule: messenger RNA, 2937 nt
Organism: Spinacia oleracea (spinach)
Lineage: Eukaryota; Viridiplantae; Streptophyta; Magnoliopsida; Caryophyllales; Amaranthaceae
Product: solanesyl-diphosphate synthase 1, mitochondrial
Exons: 14
Coding region: 1374-2762 (462 amino acids)
Biological process (GO): ubiquinone biosynthetic process; isoprenoid biosynthetic process
Cellular component (GO): transferase complex
Molecular function (GO): prenyltransferase activity
Source: RefSeq, a predicted model, not a curated record